Scomber scombrus (Atlantic mackerel) is the source of this 2518-nucleotide messenger RNA. It is a transcript of the gene tnni3k, whose product is annotated as TNNI3 interacting kinase. The transcript has 25 exons. Gene Ontology annotation, molecular function: protein binding; ATP binding; aspartic-type endopeptidase activity. The record is from RefSeq and is a predicted model, not a curated record. Gene Ontology annotation, biological process: proteolysis; protein phosphorylation. Lineage: Eukaryota; Metazoa; Chordata; Actinopteri; Scombriformes; Scombridae. The coding region runs from base 1 to 2508 and encodes 835 amino acids.
AUGGGAAAUUACAAAUCAAGACCAUCUCAGACGUGCACAGAUGAGUGGAAGAAGAAGGUGAGCGAGUCGUACUCUGUGAUCAUCGAGAAGUUGGAAGAUGACCUCCGGCUCAAAGACAGCGAGGUUGUGGAUCUCAAACUUGCUUUCAGCUGUGAUGAAGCUUUUCAGAAGGUGAACUUGAGCUACCGAACAGAGAAGGGGCUGUCCUUGCUGCAUCUCUGCUGCGUGGUUGGAGGUAACAAAGCCCAUAUCCGCACCCUGAUGCUCAAAGGCCUGCGUCCUUCGAGACUGAGCAGGAACGGAUUCACUGCACUCCACCUGGCUGCUUACAAGGACAAUGCUGAGCUGGUUACUUCAUUACUUCAUGGAGGGGCGGAUGUGCAGCAGGUUGGGUAUGGGGCCCUCACUGCCCUGCAUGUCUCUUCAUUGGCUGGGCACCAUGAGGCAACAGAUAUUCUCCUACAGCACGGAGCUAAUGUGAACGUCCAGGAUGCUGUCUUUUUUACCCCACUCCAUAUUGCUUCCUAUAAUGGCCACGUGCAGGUGGCAAAACUGCUGCUGAAGUUUGGGGCAGAUGUGAAUGCGGGCGGCGAGGUGGGUGAUAGGCCGCUGCACUUGGCUGCAGCCAAGGGUUUCCUCAGCAUCAUUACACUGCUGAUGGGAGAUGGAGGCAAAGCAGACGUGAAUGCUUUGGACAACGAGGAUCACGUUCCUCUCCACUUCUGCGCCCGCUUUGGUCACCAGGAGGUUGUGCGCUUCCUUCUGCAAGGCAACUUUGACGUGCAGCCUCACUCUGUCAACAUCUACGGAGACACACCACUGCACCUGGCCUGCUAUAAUGGCAAAUUUGCAACAGUUAAGGAGAUUAUACAGCUUUCUGGCACAGACAGUCUCUCAAAGGAGAACAUCUUCAGCGAAACAGCACUUCACAGUGCAUGCACCUAUGGUAAAGACCUGGACAUGGUCAAGUUUUUGUUGAGCCAGAGUACUAUGAACAUCAACCAUCAGGGCAGAGAUGGACACACAGCCCUGCACAGUGCUUGUUUCCAUGGCCACAUCCGCCUGGUGCAGUUUUUGCUGGACAGCGGGGCAGACAUGAACCUGGUUGCCUGCGACCCCAGCAGAUCCAGUGGGGAGAAGGACGAGCAAACCUGCCUGAUGUGGGCUUAUGAAAAAGGUCACGAUGCUAUUGUCACUUUACUGAAACACUACAAACGUCCGGAUGACUCCCCCUGCAAUGAAUACUCCCAGCCAGGAGGUGAUGGGUCCUAUGUUUCUGUUCCGUCUCCUCUGGGAAAGAUCAAAAGCAUGACUAAAGAGAAAGCAGAAGUUCUGCUGCUCAGGGCCAGCCUCCCAUCUCAUUUCCAACUUCAGCUGUCUGAGCUGGAGUUUAAUGAAAUUAUUGGAUCAGGCUCCUUCGGAAGGGUUUACAAAGGGAAAUGCAGAAACCAAGUUGUUGCCAUAAAACGCUAUCGAGCCAACACGUACUGCUCGAAGUCAGACGUGGAUAUGUUCUGCAGAGAGGUCUCCAUCCUGUGUCGCCUCAAUCACCCCUGUAUUAUCCAGUUUGUGGGAGCGUGUCUGGAUGACCCCAGCCAGUUUGCCAUUGUCACCCAGUAUGUCUCUGGAGGAUCACUGUUCUCCCUGCUGCAUGAGCAGAAGAGGCUUAUUGACCUGCAGUCCAAGCUCAUCAUUGCCAUCGAUGUGGCCAAGGGCAUGGAGUACCUGCACAACCUCACCCAGCCUAUCAUCCACCGGGACCUCAACAGUCACAAUAUUCUGCUUUAUGAGGACGGACAUGCUGUGGUAGCUGAUUUUGGAGAAUCCAGAUUUCUACAAUCAGUGGAGGAGGACAACAUGACCAAGCAGCCAGGGAACCUGCGCUGGAUGGCUCCAGAAGUCUUCACCCAGUGUACUCGUUACUCAGUGAAGGCGGACAUGUUCAGCUAUGCUCUCUGUUUGUGGGAGCUGCUUACUGGAGAAAUUCCCUUUGCUCACCUGAAACCUGCUGCUGCAGCGGCAGACAUGGCCUACCAUCACAUCCGGCCUCCUGUUGGUUACUCCAUCCCCAAACCCAUCUCUGCUCUCCUGAUGAGAGGCUGGAACGCCUGCCCAGAGGACAGGCCGGAUUUCUCUGAAGUAGUAACCAACCUCGAGGAAUGCUUGUGCAAUGUUGAGCUGAUGUCCCCAGCCUCCAGUAACAGCAGUGGCUCCCUGUCACCCUCCACCUCCUCGGACUGUCUGCUCGGGCGUGGAGGACCAGGCCGGAGCCACGUGGCUGCCCUACGCUCCAGAUUUGAACUUGAGUACGCUCUCAACACUCGCGCCUACGCCUUCUGGACUCAGAGUGAGGGGCGACGUGCAUCUGGAGGCCUUUCACUGGAGGAACUAAGAAGGAACAUGCAGUUUUCUCCUAUUGACCGAAACGGAUAUGUGUCUGAUCCAAUGAGCACGAUGCGAUUCUGCUCUUCCUACAGCAGCAGUGGUAGCUUUGAAGACAGUAACUAACUCAGGAGCU